AUGUGGUUGCUUCAAGCAGCAACCGCGACUCUGACGCAUUUCGCUGACACAUCCGCCGUUCCAGGCGGCUACGCCAUCCUUUCCCAUACCUGGGACCCACUCGGAGAGCAGUCUUUCCGAGAAGUCCGAGAGAUCACUCGAAGAUGCCGUGCGGAGGGUCUCGACGCUCGCGAUCACUUAUCGGCGAAGGUCCGCGACUGCUGCAUCCAAGCGGAGAAGGAUGGAUACGAAUGGGUCUGGAUCGACACCUGCUGCAUCGACAAGGACUCCAGCACCGAGCUCUCCGAGGCGAUCAACUCCAUGUUCAUCUGGUAUCUUCACGCCGAGGUGUGCUACGCUCACUUGUCCGACGUGCCGUCGGGCGAACGCGCGCGCGACUGGCUCCCCGCCUUCUGCCGCGCCCGCUGGCACAGACGCGGCUGGACGCUGCAAGAGCUCCUCGCCCCCGCGCUUGUCGUCUUCUUCUCCAGUGACUGGAAGAGACUCGGUACCAAGAACGAGCUUGCAGACCACCUCACCGGGAUCACGUCCAUUCCUUCCUCGAUCCUCACACGGCAGAUUCCCUUCUCCAACAUCCCUGUUGCGACUCGCAUGACUUGGGCAGCUCAGCGCACGACGACUCGCCUCGAAGACGAGGCUUACUGUCUUCUAGGCCUCUUCGACAUCCACAUGCCGACUCUAUACGGGGAGGACACCACUCUCUUCGCAUGGGGCGACCGGCACUCCGCGGAACGCUCAAAGUCGUUGGUUUUCGAUGAAGCGGAGUCCUCCUGCAUUGACGGUAUAUCGGAGGAUACCUCAAAACACUUCUUGUUCGCACCCUCGCCUCGCAACUUUCGAUACGCUCUCCUCGCACGGAUGUUUUACACGCCUCGGCUCUCUGCUUCGGCCGCUUUACAGCCCUACACUGCCGUCCAGUGCAAGCGUCGGAAGGAUGGACAGACUCGGAAGGCGGUUGGACCUUUCGGUCCAGGCUACGAUCUUCCAACAUUCGAGACCACCAACAUCGGGAUGAAGUGCCGCCUCCCCCUCGCAGAGAUAGGGAACCACACGAUCGCCGUCCUUUUUUGCGAGACCGAUGAAGAGCACGUUGGCCUCUUGCUCCAUCCCGUCGCGCCCGACCCCGAGCGCUCGCACCAGACAUACCACGUCGGCGCGCGCUUCGAGGACCGCUCCGAGGGCACCACGCGCUACAUCCGAGUCGUUCACCUCGGGGCGGACUUCCACAACCUCUCCUUCCGCGGCACGACCUUCCGAGCCUCCUGGCGCGAGUUCUACAUCGCGACCGCCCCGCCCGUGGCGCCCGCCCGCAGCGUCCUCACCCUCGUGCCCGACAGCGUCCCGGGCACGCCGUUCCGUGUUCCGCGUUGGCUCUACCGCCUCUUCACGGGGCUCCGGCUCCGGCCGGGGUCUGGGAUCACCUCCAGCGCCGCCGGGCUGCCGGUGCAGGUCGUCAUGUUCGCCAACAUGAACAACGUCGUGGGCGAGACGAUCGUCCUUGUGCUUGGGCUGUGCCACCGAAACUCUUUGGACGGGAGGCCAGCACACUGGGCGACCGUGCAGGUCAGCGGGACUGGACCACGCAUUGACGUGUCGGAGGAUGGGGCGACGCGCACGCGGCUCAAGACCGCGAUGGCCGACAUCCUCGAGCGGUCAAAAGCCGGAUUUCGAGGCUGGUGGUCGCCCUCCAGGUGCCAGCACGGCACCAUCGAGUCGGCCGCCGAGCCGUCGGUCCACACCUCCACUCCCAUCCCUCGCUUCCCGCGGUCCGCCCACCCCGCUCCCCACAGCCACCGCGGCUCGCCGCGCAUCGAAGCGCACGUCUGCCCGGACGACCACGUCGACUUCUGGCCCGGGUGGACGCGCGACUUCGGCGCCCCCGCGCGCACGGUCCGGCUCUCGUUCGCGCGCUGCCCGCACGAGCCGCACACGACGCGCGUCGUCCACGCGGAGCUCCGCGGGCGCGCGUUCGAGCGGCUCCUCGCGGAGCACGGCGGGGGCGUGUCCGUCGCCGUCCCGCCGCGGCCGCGGCUCGGGGGCGGGGACUUGAGGGCAUCGAUGCGGUCGAGGGAGGAGAAGGGGGGCGACGGAGCGGCGACGGUUCUGGGAGGAGACGAGGAGGACAUGGAAGAAGCACAGUCCGGUGUCGAGGCGUGCAGUGUCGUGGCGGCCUUUGCGGAGACUGUAGAUGAGGAGAACGGCAGCGACACAGUCGUUUGA
This is a messenger RNA of Epithele typhae, 2220 nucleotides long. RefSeq names its product HET-domain-containing protein. The coding region runs from base 1 to 2220 and encodes 739 amino acids. The record is from RefSeq and is a predicted model, not a curated record. The transcript has 5 exons. NCBI's taxonomy places the organism in Eukaryota, Fungi, Basidiomycota, Agaricomycetes, Polyporales, Epitheliaceae.